Molecule: messenger RNA, 376 nt
Organism: Fimicolochytrium jonesii
Lineage: Eukaryota; Fungi; Chytridiomycota; Chytridiomycetes; Spizellomycetales; Powellomycetaceae
Product: translation machinery associated TMA7
Exons: 6
Coding region: 58-249 (63 amino acids)
Source: RefSeq, a predicted model, not a curated record
GCACAAUCGUUUCCAUCCACAAAACCCCCCCAACGUCCUCACAUAAACCUCGCAACAAUGUCUGGACGUCAAGGUGGAAAGUUGAAGCCUCUUAAGAGCGCCAAGAAGAAGGAGGCGGAUCUGGAUGAUAACGAUCUCGCCUUCAAGCAAAAGCAAAAGGAGGAAGCGGCCAAGCUGAAAGCACUGGCUGAGUCGGCCAAGAAGGGACCUCUUGGUGGUGGUGGUAUCAAGAAGUCUGGCAAGAAAUAAACCCCCGCUAAGCUCACUCAAAAACCCCCCAACAUCACUGUAAACUCCUCUGUCUGCUUUCCUUCCGCUUAAGCGCACCGUGUACGCAGAACGGCCCGCACCCCUACCCACUACACGUAGCACUCUC